Molecule: messenger RNA, 1846 nt
Organism: Sphaerulina musiva SO2202
Lineage: Eukaryota; Fungi; Ascomycota; Dothideomycetes; Mycosphaerellales; Mycosphaerellaceae
Product: small nuclear ribonucleo protein U
Exons: 3
Coding region: 40-750 (236 amino acids)
Biological process (GO): mRNA splicing, via spliceosome
Cellular component (GO): U1 snRNP
Molecular function (GO): U1 snRNA binding
Source: RefSeq, a predicted model, not a curated record
AGCAAACCCAAGACACGCUGCACCGCAGACUUGUCCAAAAUGGCAGACCUAGCACCCAACGCAACGCUUUACGUCCGCAACCUGGACGAGAAGAUUAAGAUUCCCGCCCUUAUAAAGGCGCUGAGGGACAUUUUUGGCGAAGUCAACCCUGUCGUCGAUGUUAUCGCCAAGAAGAGCAUCAAGCGCAGGGGACAGGCGUUCGUGGUGUUCGAGAGCGCAGAUGCGGCGCAAGAGGCGAUGGACACAUUACAAGGCUUAGACGUUCUGGGGCGUCCACUCGAGCUUGCGUUCGCGAAGACACGAAGCGACGCGACUGUAGUGAAAGAGGAAGGCGAAGAGGCGCUUGAGGCACACAAGAAACAGCGUCUCGCCGAGAAAGAGCGUAAACAAGCCCUGGAAGCGCAAGAAGCUGCUGCCAAAUCCGCCAAGCGCGCCGCUGAGCCCUCCUCUCUCGCCGAACGUCCAGCGAAGAGCUCGAAGCCCACAGCUGGUGCUAUGGCGGACGAGUACAAUCCGCCUCACAAGAUCCUCAUUCUGCGCGACUUGCCCAGCGACUACACUAAAGAAGCUGUCACCGCUGUCUUUCAACGCUUUCCUGGCCUCAAGGAAGUGCGCAUGGUGCCCGGGCGCAGUGGGUUGGCCUUCGCCGAGUACAAUGACGAGAUCGAGGCUGCUGUUGCGAGGGAGGCGAUGCAUGGCGUGACUCUGGGCGACAAGACUGUCAGAGUGACGUUCCAGCGAUCAGGAUAAAACACAGACUGCAUGAUGAGGCCACUCUAUUGAGCUCCCUGUCGAUGCUGCCGUCCGGUCGUGGGCUGCUAUUCUAUGCCCGUACGUGAUAAGCUUUGUUGAGAAACACUCGGUGGACUGCAUUAGGUCACAACUAUACAACUCAAUUGGAAGCAACAGGCCUCGCAAGACGUCGCAGAUCAAAGAGCGCGCGCAACUUGAGUCAGAUGGAGAGGCGAAGAAUAUGACUGUUGACGAAAGCGACCUUCUGGUACAGGGUCUCCCAGCGCUGACUCUCCAUUACAGCCUCCCGCAACAUACAGCGCAAGGAAAGCUCCGGCCAUGAUCAACACGUAGGCGAAGGCAUCCUUAUCAAGGUUGGCUCCGUACCCAUCAAUCCUCUCACCAAGGCUGAAGUCGCACACAUUGCACCAAAGUAUAGCCUCGACGGUAUUGCGAAUUACACAGCAAGCUGCCAGGGUACGCCCAAUAGCAAACUCUUGCUCAAUGGUACUCUCGAGUGUUCCCUCCGCCUGUAUUGAGAUACUGAGCCGUGGCCUGCUCCACACGGCUCAGAUGAUGAGUAUUUGUAUGAGAGCGGCGGGAAAGACCAAUUCUUGCAGUUAUCUAACUUGGAGCCUGCGCAGGACUUUUCUAGCGCGAACGACCCUUGAUCAUACGAGGUUGGCGGAAUGCCCGUGGUCCGCAGUCUGAGGUCUCAUCCUUGGUGGCAAGUUGGUGCUGGCGGCUCUUGUUUUCAUUGACGGGGUCCUCCCUCACUCAAGCCGAAACCGCCUCAUAUGCGACAGCCGUGCAAUGGAGUCUGAGCGCGCAAGCCCGCACCAACUGGUUGAUCAGUGUCAUUCAGUGACUUGAUUGCUAGGGAGUAUCGGGCCUAGAACUCAUCCAUUCAGUCCAUUUGCUCUGCUGAAGUUUUUGUCAACCUUUUUCUCAGGAUGCGAAACCCUUCCAACAGCUCGAAGAAAGGGUCUUCUGAUCCGUGAUCACACGUGGCGCUGUCUCGCACAUGCUCUCAAGAUGCAGGGACACAGCUACUUUUCGUGCUGUCGUAUCGUGGAAAAAAUGAGGCGCAAUUCUCACACCUCUCUGGAAAUGA